AUGGCUAGUUCAACAGCUUCAUUUGACUUUCUGUCCCCGCUCUCCAUAAUUCAACAACACAUUCCUUUUGGCGCGACUUCGUUCUGCCCAGCCACGCAUCCUGCUGAGUCUUUUCACAGAAGACUACCGUCUCCAGAUCCCACUCCACCAAACCUCUACCACACCGUCCUCGAAAAGAUAUCUCCUGAACAAUUCAUGCGUUGUCUUCACCUUCUACGCACGUCCCUCCACACCAACCUCGAUGCGGUGCGUGGCAUCACGCCAAAGCCCAACGGAUUCGUGCAUACGGUGUUUGAGGCACACAAUAACCAUCGUGCGCUCAUCCUCCGCCCGGACGAUGUCUGGACCGCGAUCCUCAUCCAAUUCUUCUCCCGGUCUAGCAAAUGCGAGGAGCAUCACUCCAACGUUCCUGGCACACCUAGUGCGCCUAACACUAGGGACGCCGGCCUGGCUCUCCCGCGCGUAGAGCUGGAUUCCAACGGCUCUCCGACGCCCGAUGCGCCGUUCACUAGAGACAUCAGCCACCUAAGCUCCCUCAGCUCUCCCGACUCUCUCAAUUCUUCCAACUCUCUCAGCUCUCUCAGCUCUGCCAGCUCUCCUGACGGACCUGACAAGCGCAGAGAGCUUGACUCCAACGGUCCUAGCAAACCGGUGUUACUAGACAAGCACACGGUGUGGACUCCAACAGCCCUAGCAAACCUGAGUUGCCAAGCAAGCGCGCAGAGUUCGACUCUAACGGCCCUAACAAACCUGAGUUGUCCAACAGGCGCACGGUGCUUGACUCCAACAGCCCCAGCACGCCUAACUUUCCAGACAAACGCUUCCGGGGUCACGAUCACACGCACCAUUCACUCUGGCGGUCCCGACAAGCCUGAUAAGUCCCGAUGGGCCUCUAUAGGCUGA
Molecule: messenger RNA, 903 nt
Organism: Suillus discolor
Lineage: Eukaryota; Fungi; Basidiomycota; Agaricomycetes; Boletales; Suillaceae
Exons: 4
Coding region: 1-903 (300 amino acids)
Source: RefSeq, a predicted model, not a curated record